This is a messenger RNA of Calidris pugnax (ruff), 5949 nucleotides long. Its product is annotated as myosin-3-like. Gene Ontology annotation, cellular component: myosin complex. The record is from RefSeq and is a predicted model, not a curated record. Gene Ontology annotation, molecular function: cytoskeletal motor activity; ATP binding; actin filament binding. NCBI's taxonomy places the organism in Eukaryota, Metazoa, Chordata, Aves, Charadriiformes, Scolopacidae. The coding region runs from base 1 to 5949 and encodes 1982 amino acids. The transcript has 38 exons.
AUGAGUUCAGAUGCAGAGAUGGCAAUCUUUGGAGAAGCUGCUCCCUACUUACGGAAGUCGGAGAAGGAGAGAAUUGAAGCCCAGAAUCGCCCAUUUGAUGCAAAGGCAGCCUGCUUUGUAGUGGAUGAAAAGCAAAUGUAUGUGAAAGGUAGCAUACAGAGUAGAGAAGGUGGCAAAGUCACAGUUAAAACAUAUGAUGAUACAACUGUAACUGUAAAGGAUGAUGAGGUCUUUCCCAUGAACCCUCCCAAAUUUGAUAAAAUCGAGGACAUGGCCAUGAUGACCCACCUCCAUGAACCCGCUGUGCUGUACAACCUCAAAGAGCGUUAUGCAGCCUGGAUGAUCUACACCUACUCGGGUCUCUUCUGCGUCACUGUCAACCCCUACAAGUGGCUGCCGGUGUACAACCCGGAGGUGGUGGCUGGCUACCGAGGCAAGAAGCGCCAGGAGGCCCCUCCACACAUCUUCUCCAUCUCUGACAACGCCUAUCAGUCCAUGCUGACUGAUCGUAACAAUCAGUCAAUCCUUAUCACUGGAGAAUCUGGUGCAGGGAAGACUGUCAAUACAAAGCGUGUCAUCCAGUACUUUGCAACAAUUGCAGUUACUGGUGAGAAGAAAGACCAACAGCCUGGCAAAAUGCAGGGAACGCUGGAGGAUCAGAUCAUCCAGGCCAACCCACUGCUGGAGGCCUUUGGCAAUGCCAAGACUGUGAGGAAUGACAACUCCUCACGCUUUGGAAAAUUCAUCCGGAUUCACUUUGGAACAACUGGCAAGCUGGCCUCUGCGGAUAUCGAAACCUAUCUUCUGGAGAAAUCCAGAGUGACUUUCCAGCUGGCCAGUGAAAGGAGCUAUCAUAUUUUUUACCAGAUAAUGUCCAACAAGAAGCCAGAGCUCAUUGAUCUCCUCCUUAUCUCCACCAACCCCUACGACUUCCUUUAUGUGAGCCAAGGAGAAAUCACUGUUGCCAGUAUCGAUGACAGCGAGGAGCUGCUGGCGACCGAUAGUGCUGCGGACAUCCUGGGCUUCAGCCCUGAUGAGAAGGUGGGGAUGUACAAGCUGACAGGGGCUGUCAUGCACUACGGGAACAUGAAGUUCAAGCAGAAGCAGCGGGAGGAUCAGGCGGAGCCAGAUGGCACAGAAGUGGCUGACAAAGCUGGCUACCUGAUGGGUCUGAAUUCUGCUGAUUUGCUCAAGGCUUUAUGCUAUCCCAGGGUGAAAGUUGGGAAUGAAUAUGUAACUAAAGGACAAAAUGUCCAACAGGUAUACAAUUCAGUGGGUGCAUUGGCUAAAUCAGUCUAUGAGAAGAUGUUCCUGUGGAUGGUUACUCGAAUCAACCAACAGCUGGAUACAAAGCAACCCAGACAGCAUUUCAUUGGUGUCUUGGACAUUGCUGGCUUUGAAAUUUUUGAUUUCAACAGCUUGGAGCAGCUGUGCAUCAACUUCACCAAUGAGAAACUGCAACAGUUCUUCAACCACCACAUGUUCGUGCUGGAGCAGGAGGAGUACAAGAAGGAAGGAAUUGAAUGGGAGUUCAUUGACUUUGGGAUGGACCUGGCUGCCUGCAUUGAGCUCAUUGAGAAGCCCAUGGGCAUCUUCUCCAUCCUGGAAGAGGAGUGCAUGUUCCCCAAGGCAACUGACACCUCUUUCAAGAACAAGCUCUAUGAUCAGCAUCUGGGCAAGUCCAACAAUUUCCAGAAGCCCAAGCCUGUCAAAGGCAAGGCUGAGGCUCACUUCUCCCUGGUGCAUUACGCUGGCACAGUGGAUUACAACAUCACCGGGUGGCUUGACAAGAACAAGGAUCCCUUGAAUGAAACUGUUGUGGGACUGUACCAGAAAUCAUCCUUGAAGCUGCUGUCCUUCCUUUUCUCUAACUAUGCUGGUGCAGAAACAAGUGACAGCGGUGGUGGCAAGAAAGGUGCUAAGAAGAAGGGGGGCUCUUUCCAGACAGUGUCUGCCGUGUUCAGGGAAAAUCUGAACAAGUUGAUGACUAACCUGAGAAGUACCCAUCCUCACUUUGUGCGUUGCCUGAUUCCUAAUGAGACCAAGACACCUGGUGAAAUGGACCAUUACUUGGUGAUGCAUCAGCUGAGGUGCAAUGGGGUUCUAGAAGGCAUCCGAAUUUGCAGGAAGGGGUUUCCAAGCAGAAUCCUUUAUGCGGACUUUAAGCAACGGUACAAGAUUCUUAAUGCCUCAGCCAUUCCAGAAGGCCAAUUCAUUGACAGCAAAAAGGCUUCAGAAAAGCUUCUUUCCUCCAUUGAUGUUGACCACAACCAAUACAGAUUUGGCCACACCAAGGUGUUCUUCAAGGCAGGUCUCCUGGGACUCCUAGAAGAGAUGCGAGAUGAGAAACUUGUGAGCCUUAUCACUCAUAUGCAAGCUAUGUGCAGAGGGUUCCUCAUGCGAGCUGAAUUCAAAAAGAUGAAUGCAAGAAGAGAAUCCAUUUAUAUAAUCCAAUACAACGUUAGAGCAUUCAUGAAUGUCAAGCACUGGCCCUGGAUGAAGCUGUUCUUCAAGAUCAAGCCCUUGCUGAAGAGCGCCGAAUCUGAGAAGGAGAUGGCCAACAUGAAGGGGGAGUUUGAGAAAACCAAGGAAGAGCUUGCAAAGUCUGAGGCAAAGAGGAAGGAGCUGGAGGAGAAAAUGGUGACCCUGUUGCAAGAGAAAAAUGACCUGCAGCUUCAGGUUCAAUCUGAGAGUGAAAAUCUAGCUGAUGCCGAAGAGAGAUGUGAAGGACUCAUCAAAAGUAAAAUCCAGCUGGAAGCUAAAAUUAAAGAACUAAAUGAAAGAAUUGAAGAUGAAGAGGAGAUGAACGCUGAACUAACAGCAAAGAAGAGGAAACUUGAAGAUGAGUGCUCUGAGCUGAAGAAAGAUAUUGAUGAUCUUGAGCUGACUCUGGCCAAAGUGGAAAAGGAGAAGCAUGCAACAGAGAAUAAGGUUAAGAAUCUUACUGAAGAGAUGGCAGCUCUGGAUGAAAAUAUUUCUAAACUCACUAAGGAGAAAAAGGCCCUCCAGGAAGCCCACCAGCAGACACUGGAUGACUUGCAAGUGGAGGAAGACAAAGUCAGCACACUCACCAAAACCAAGACCAAACUGGAGCAGCAAGUGGAUGAUCUCGAAGGAUCUCUGGAACAAGAGAAGAAACUACGAAUGGACCUUGAGAGAGCAAAGAGAAAACUGGAGGGAGAUCUCAAAAUGUCUCAGGAUUCCAUCAUGGAUCUGGAAAACGAUAAGCAACAGAUGGAUGACAGGCUAAAAAAAAAGGAUUUUGAAAUUAGCCAGUUGCAAAGUAAAAUUGAAGAUGAGCAGGCUCAAAGUUCUCAGCUGCAAAAGAAAAUUAAGGAGCUUCAGGCUCGAAUAGAGGAACGGGAGAAGGAAAUUGAGGCUGAACGUGCAAUCCGUGCAAAGACGGAAAAGCAUCGUGCCGACCUCUCGAGGGAGCUGGAGGAGAUCAGCGAGCGCCUGGAAGAAGCAGGAGGAGCUACUGCAGCUCAGAUUGAGAUGAACAAGAAGCGUGAGGCAGAAUUUCAGAAGAUGCGUCGCGACCUCGAAGAGGCCACGCUGCAGCACGAAGCCACGGCUGCCGCCCUGCGGAAGAAGCACGCGGACAGCACGGCCGAGCUCGGGGAGCAGAUCGACAACCUGCAGCGAGUGAAGCAGAAGCUGGAGAAGGAGAAGAGUGAGCUGAAGAUGGAGAUCGAUGACUUGGCCAGUAACAUGGAGUCUGUCUCCAAAGCCAAGGCAAAUCUGGAGAAGAUGUGCCGCACGCUGGAAGACCAGCUGAGUGAGAUUAAGACAAAGGAAGAAGAGCAUCAGCGCAUGAUCAACGACCUCAGUGCUCAAAGAGCUCGUUUGCAGACAGAAUCGGGUGAAUAUUCACGGCAGGUGGAGGAGAAAGAUGCUCUGAUUUCUCAGCUGUCAAGAGGCAAGCAGGCUUUCACCCAACAGAUUGAGGAACUCAAGAGGCACUUAGAGGAAGAGAUAAAGGCCAAGAACGCCCUGGCCCACGCCUUGCAGUCUGCUCGCCACGACUGUGACUUGCUCCGGGAACAAUAUGAGGAGGAGCAGGAGGCCAAGGGGGAGCUGCAGCGUGCCCUGUCCAAGGCCAACAGCGAAGUGGCCCAGUGGAGAACCAAAUACGAGACGGACGCUAUUCAGCGCACGGAGGAGCUGGAGGAGGCCAAAAAGAAGCUUGCUCAGCGCCUCCAGCAGUCAGAGGAGCAGAUUGAGGCUGUCAACUCAAAGUGUGCAUCACUGGAGAAGACAAAGCAGAGGCUGCAGGGGGAAGUGGAUGACCUCAUGAUUGACGUGGAGAGGUCAAAUGCAGCCUGUGCAGCAUUUGAUAAAAAGCAGAAGGAUUUUGACAAGGUCCUUGCUGAAUGGAAGCAGAAGUACCAGGAGAGUCAGGCUGACUUGGAAGCUGCCCAGAAGGAGUCUCGCUCUCUCAGCACUGAGAUCUUCCGGAUGAAGAAUGCCUAUGAAGAAAUGCUUGACCAGGCUGAGACUGUCAGGCGGGAAAAUAAGAACCUCCAGCAGGAAAUUUCUGAUCUGACUGAACAGAUUGCUGAAUGUGGAAAAGCUAAUCAUGGACUGGAGAAAGCAAAGAAGCAAAUUGAACAAGAAAAGUGUGACCUUCAAGCAGCAUUAGAAGAAGCAGAGGGCUCUUUAGAACAUGAAGAGGGAAAAAUCUUACGUGUUCAGCUGGAGCUGAACCAGGUGAAGUCAGAUGUUGACAGAAGGAGUGCAGAGAAAGAUGAGGAAAUUCAACAGCUGAAGAGGAAUCACCAGAGGGUAUUAGAGUCUCUGCAGACUACACUGGAUGCUGAGAUAAGAAGCCGAAAUGAUGCUUUGAGGAUGAAAAAGAAGAUGGAGGGAGAUCUGAAUGACAUGGAAAUACAGCUGAGCCAUGCUAACUGUCAGAUAGCAGAGACACAGAAGCACCUCAAAGCUGUGCAAGGGCAACUCAAGGAUUCCCAGCUCCAUUUGGAUGAUGCCUUGAGAGAGAAUGAUGAUCUGAAGGAGCAGCUUGCUAUGGUAGAGCGUAGGAACAAUCUGAUGACAGCAGAAAUGGAGGAGAUGCGAGCUGCUAUGGAGCAGACAGAGCGAGCACGGAAAGUUUCCGAGCAGGAGCUGACAGAUGCCAGUGAGCGAGUGCAGCUUCUCCACUCACAGAACACAAGUCUCCUCAACACCAAGAAGAGACUGGAAGUGGAUAUUACUCAUUUACAGAAUGAAGUUGAAGACAGCAUUCAGGAAUCCAGAAAUGCAGAGGAGAAAGCAAAGAAAGCGAUCACAGAUGCAGCCAUGAUGGCAGAAGAGCUGAAGAAGGAGCAGGACACCAGCGCCCACCUGGAGAGGAUGAAGAGGAAUCUGGAACAGACAGUGAAGGACCUGCAGCUCCAUCUGGAUGAAGCUGAGCAGCUGGCUCUGAAGGGUGGAAAGAAGCAACUCCAGAAACUAGAGGCAAGGAUAAAUGAGCUAGAAAAUGAGCUUGAUGCUGAGCAGAAACGGGGAAUAGAGUCACUGAAAGGUGCACGCAAGUAUGAGCGAAGGCUGAAGGAGCUCACUUACCAGUCUGAAGAGGAUAAAAAAAAUAUUCUCCGGCUCCAGGAUCUGGUGGACAAGCUGCAGUUAAAAGUGAAAGCAUACAAGAAGCAGGCUGAGGAAGCUGAAGAACAGGCAAACGCUAACCUCUCACGAUGCCGCAAGACCCAGCACGAGCUGGAACAGGCUGAAGAACGAGCUGAUAUUGCUGAAUGCCAGGUUAACAAGUUGCGAGCCAAAAGUCGUGACAUUGGAGGACAGGUGAGUUUGAGUCCUGCAGAGAAGGACCCUUCUAGGCCACAAGAGAUCUGUCAAAACACCAACGCAGCCGCAGCUGCAUUCCUCCCACUCUGGUGCUGGAGUGGCCUCAUAAAGGAAGGCCAGAAAUUGGCACUUAUUCAAAACCAGUGA